Molecule: messenger RNA, 721 nt
Organism: Vigna umbellata (rice bean)
Lineage: Eukaryota; Viridiplantae; Streptophyta; Magnoliopsida; Fabales; Fabaceae
Source: RefSeq, a predicted model, not a curated record
AUCAAAAAGUAACGUGCGUGAUAGCAUGACAUUAGAUUUUAAUGAUGUGGCGUUACAUUACGGUUAAUUGGAUUUAUUGUAUUUAGAAAUUGAGGCCUUGCCAUAACCAGAUGACAUUAGGGUUUUGCAGGGAAAGACGUUCUCUUGCUUCUGCGGCGGCUGCAUCUGGUUUCUUGGUCUUCCUCUGUAGGUCAUGCGAGUGGAGGAGAUGGCAGUCGAGGAAGAUGACGAACAUCGAGAAACACGAUCUUGCCGCUGUUGAUGCGCCAGUAACUUGGAUGCGAUUUAGGGUUUCUUUGAUUUGGGAUUUUGUCUCCUCUUUGCAGGUUGACGUUGCUGGUGAGUUGCGCUGCGGCGGUUCGCGCGAAGGAGAUGACAGUGUAAACUGGGCUCGAUGGAAACGCGAAGGCGAUGAUGGAGGUUCGAAGAUGCGAACACGACUUCUCGCAGGAUGCGAACUCGAACUCAAUCGCGAUUGGGUUUUCGCUUGCAGGUACGGCGAAGAAGCAAGCUUCCAUGGUUGUGCGAGAUUGAUGACGGAGGUGCAGCGUCCAUGGAAUUUGGAUGAGAAUGAAGGCAACGACGCUUUGGCGGAGAGGCUUGCGUUUGACGGGAUCUGGCGACGAAGAUGGUUGCGCGUCAUGGUGGCGAUUUCGAUGGAGGGUUAGGGUUGCUGGACAUUGUGCGACUGUGGCUUGCGGUUGCUGGUGUGCGUGAUGCG